This is a messenger RNA of Hydractinia symbiolongicarpus, 594 nucleotides long. RefSeq lists its product as uncharacterized. The record is from RefSeq and is a predicted model, not a curated record. Gene Ontology annotation, cellular component: transcription regulator complex; nucleus. Gene Ontology annotation, molecular function: DNA binding. Gene Ontology annotation, biological process: regulation of transcription by RNA polymerase II. Lineage: Eukaryota; Metazoa; Cnidaria; Hydrozoa; Anthoathecata; Hydractiniidae. Bases 1 to 594 code for a protein of 197 amino acids. The transcript is spliced from 4 exons.
AUGGCGUCAAAUCUUCCAUACAACCUUCUCGCUUGUAAUACAAGUUGUAUUGAUGAAAACACACAAGAUCAACAUCAAAGUUAUGAAGAUAACUUCCCUGCUGAAAGAGAUACUACUGGUGAUGUUUCAGAAUUGAUUAUAGAAGAGAAAAUAGAAGCAUGGAAAAGAGUUUCUUCUGCUUUAAAAUUACCAGAAAGUGAAUGCAAGAAAACAUUUGAGAAGUUACGUGACAACUAUCGUCGAUGUUUAAGGAAAAGGUCAGGAUCCGGAGUUAAAAAACUACCUGUUUGUGAAUAUUUCAAGGAGUUGUCAUUUUUGCGUGAUAUUUUAACAACAAAACCGAAAGAGACUAAUCUACCAGACACCAGCUCUGAUAACCAGUCGUUAAAUAGAGAUAUUUCAUCCAAUACACUUUAUGAUGUACCAUCCCCAGCAGAUUCACAAUCUCACGAUCAAAAAGAAAACAAUAAAUCUGAUGUACUUUUCUGUGAAAGCAUAAUUGAACAAAUGAAGUCACUGAAGAAGAAACAGAAUAAAGAGGCAAGAAUUAAAAUCAUGCAAGUUCUCCUAGGAUACGAGGACGAUGAUAAUUGA